Uncinocarpus reesii 1704 is the source of this 531-nucleotide messenger RNA. RefSeq names its product NADH-ubiquinone oxidoreductase 19.3 kDa subunit. Bases 1 to 531 code for a protein of 176 amino acids. The record is from RefSeq and is a predicted model, not a curated record. Gene Ontology annotation, biological process: electron transport coupled proton transport; mitochondrial respiratory chain complex I assembly; aerobic respiration. Gene Ontology annotation, molecular function: 4 iron, 4 sulfur cluster binding; NADH dehydrogenase (ubiquinone) activity; quinone binding. The transcript is spliced from 3 exons. NCBI's taxonomy places the organism in Eukaryota, Fungi, Ascomycota, Eurotiomycetes, Onygenales, Onygenaceae.
AUGAAAAAGCCUCGGAGGGAAGUACCUCUCCCUAGCCAGGAAAAGCGGGAGGGGGCCAUGCAAUUUGCUUUGACAACCCUUGAUCAGGUCGCAAACUGGGCAAGGCAAAGUUCAUUAUGGCCCAUGACUUUCGGUCUCGCCUGCUGUGCUGUAGAAAUGAUGCAUCUAUCAACACCUCGCUACGAUCAAGACCGUUUGGGAAUUAUUUUCAGAGCUUCUCCUCGCCAAUCGGAUGUCAUGAUAGUCGCCGGGACUUUAACGAACAAAAUGGCGCCUGCGCUAAGACAGGUCUAUGAUCAGAUGCCCGACCCACGCUGGGUAAUCAGCAUGGGAAGUUGCGCAAAUGGAGGUGGUUAUUAUCACUAUAGCUAUUCUGUUACCCGCGGAUGUGAUAGGAUUGUCCCUGUGGACAUAUAUGUUCCUGGUUCUUUAAAAGGCCCACCAACUUCGGAGGCAUUGAUGUACGGCAUUUUCCAACUCCAAAAGAAAAUGCGACAUACACAGAUUACCCGCAUGUGGUAUCGUAAGUAA